Messenger RNA from Glycine soja, 1211 nucleotides. RefSeq names its product ycf20-like protein. The record is from RefSeq and is a predicted model, not a curated record. Bases 374 to 997 code for a protein of 207 amino acids. The transcript is spliced from 3 exons. Lineage: Eukaryota; Viridiplantae; Streptophyta; Magnoliopsida; Fabales; Fabaceae.
AAUAAAACAUGAAUAUGAUGAAUGUACGGCCAGAGAGUGUAAUCGAAAAUACUCCCAUUAUUUGCAGUGCAUCCACGUCCUCCAUUCAUUGUUUUCUCUUCAACUGGAUGAUGGGUUAAAGGUUCUUAAAUAUUCAUUCAAUGAAAUCAUAUCAGCAUUUUGAUUGAACAGGGUUUCUUUUUUAAAUUCAGAUUUCUCUGACCCGAUAUCAGUGGUUCGGUUCGGAUAAGUGGUUUGACCCGAAUUGAGAGUGGCAUCGGAUAAUAAAGAAAAGGUUUUUGUUUGCGAUUCUACAGGCUCCGCUCACGUGCGUGUGUUGCUGGGUUCUCUUGAUUAAGAUUAGGAGCCUGAGAGCACUAUAUCUUCUUAAUCCAUGGCUUGUCAAAUGGGAUCUACGAUUCUGAAAUGGAGAUUAUCAAUUACAGAUUAUAAAAGCUCUGAAAAUUCAUGUAUAGCCCUUGCAACUUCCAGAAUCCACUGUUGUUGCUGUGAGACAAAUUUUAACAGGCUAACUCUAAAUGGCACAAAGUCUUCACCUUUUUCUCAGAGCUGUUUCUUGGGAAGAAGAGCUGGGUGGAAAAUAGCUUUUGCCUUGAACACAGGUGGAGUGUCUGGAAAUGGUGACCAACAAAGCUUCAACGAAGCCAGUUCCAAUCUUGGUGGUACUCGAUUGGGUAGGAUACUGAGUGCGGGUGGCAGACAACUUCUAGAAAAGCUGAACGCAGCUAGAAAGAAUAUCCCUUUGAAAGUAUUCCUGCUACUUUUGGGUUUCUACACGGCAAAUGCACUAGCUACAAUCCUUGGACAAACUGGUGACUGGGAUGUUCUGGUUGCUGGUGUUGUGGUAGCUGCAAUUGAGGGGAUCGGCAUGCUAAUAUAUAGAAAGCCGCCUACUGCGAAGACUGGGAGGUUGCAGUCUUUUCUAGUGCUGGUGAACUACUGGAAAGCUGGCAUAUGUUUAGGUCUCUUUGUAGAUGCUUUUAAGUUAGGCAGCUAAGAACUCAAAAUCUUGUGCUUCUUGCUUUCUCUUUUCAAUUUUUUGAUGUAUGUCAUAAAACUCUGCUAAGCCAUAAUUUUGACCGUGGUCUUCUUCUAUUGCUAUCUUAUAGUGGUGUACAUGUAAUUGUAAUAUGUGAAUAGUAUAUAUGACGAUUGUUUAAUGACUUUAUGGCUCUGUGCACGGUGCACCAUUUUGCAUGUGCUUGGUGAAA